AUGUAUAUACUAAUAAACACAAUACAAGAAUUAAACUACUCGAUAUGGUCGACUUCGGUUUUAUCGUUCCACUCGGGGUUGGUAACGGCCAUUCUUUGGUGGUGGUACAAUGGUGGCAUUGGAGGAAUGUUACGGCGCAAGAUAACUCUUUGGAACCCGUUUAAGAGCUCUUUGGUACGGUAUACUGCAUGCUCGUACAUUGGCACGGCAAACACAUCGUCCAACUCUUCUAAUGUCAAUCCUUUAGUUUCGGGCAAGAACCAUAACACCAAGAAGAACCCAAUGACGUUCCAUGCUGCGUACCAGCCAAAAGCCCCGGUUGGAGUAAAUGCAUUUUGCAAUCGUGGCCAUGUGAACGCCAAUAUAAAGUUAAAGAACCAACAAGUUGCUGUUGCCCAACUCAUACCCAAAUCACGAAUGUAUAAUGGGAAUGCUUCAGCAGAGUAUGUGAAUGGGACUGGCCCUUCUGAACUUGAGUAUAUUGCUGAAAAGAUGUAG
This is a messenger RNA of Candida albicans SC5314, 498 nucleotides long. RefSeq lists its product as uncharacterized. The coding region runs from base 1 to 498 and encodes 165 amino acids. The record is from RefSeq and is a predicted model, not a curated record. The transcript has a single exon. NCBI's taxonomy places the organism in Eukaryota, Fungi, Ascomycota, Pichiomycetes, Serinales, Debaryomycetaceae.